GGUUGCUGUCACCAGCCGCAGCACAGGUCUCGCCUUGCAGAACCGCAACCCCUUGGUAGCCGUCUACUACACCAACCGAGCCCUCUGCUACCUGAAGAUGCAGCAGCACGACAAGGCGCUGGCGGACUGCAAGCGCGCCCUGGAGCUGGACGGCCAGUCCGUGAAGGCCCACUUCUUCCUGGGCCAGUGCCAGAUGGAGAUGGAGAAUUACGAUGAGGCCAUUGCCAACCUGCAGAGAGCCUACAACCUCGCCAAGGAGCAGCGGCUGAAUUUUGGGGAUGACAUCCCCAGCGCGCUGCGCAUCGCCAAGAAGAAACGUUGGAACAGCAUCGAGGAGAAGCGGAUCAACCAGGAGAACGAGCUGCAUUCCUACCUGACCAAGCUGAUCAUGGCGGAGAAGGAGAGGGAGCUGGCUGAGUGCCGAAAGACUCAGCAAGAAGAAAACGCGGAUGAAAGCCGGAGCCGAGUUCAGCUGGCCAGCAUCGAGGCCAAACACGACAAAUACCUGGCAGACAUGGACGAGCUCUUCUCUCAAGUGGAUGAGAAGAGGAAGAAGCGGGAUAUCCCUGACUACCUGUGCGGGAAGAUCAGUUUUGAGCUGAUGAGAGAGCCCUGCAUCACGCCCAGCGGGAUCACCUACGACAGAAAGGACAUUGAGGAGCAUCUCCAGCGUGUGGGUCACUUUGAUCCGGUGACGCGGAGUCCCCUGACCCAGGACCAGCUGAUCCCCAACCUUGCCAUGAAGGAGGUGAUCGACGCCUUCAUCUCUGAGAACGGCUGGGUGGAGGAUUACUGAGGGGCCAGUGCUGGCCCACCCGGGCCCCCUCCUGACCUCGGCGGCACAGGCAGCUCUCAGUGAGGCUGGCACCAUGCCUUACGCGCUCCCCGCCUGUUCCCUCUCCGCUCCGGCUGCUCGGAGACCCCGCAGC
Eurypyga helias (sunbittern) is the source of this 929-nucleotide messenger RNA. It is a transcript of the gene STUB1, whose product is annotated as STIP1 homology and U-box containing protein 1, E3 ubiquitin protein ligase. Gene Ontology annotation, biological process: proteasome-mediated ubiquitin-dependent protein catabolic process; positive regulation of proteolysis; protein polyubiquitination. The transcript is spliced from 6 exons. The record is from RefSeq and is a predicted model, not a curated record. Gene Ontology annotation, molecular function: protein-folding chaperone binding; ubiquitin protein ligase activity. The coding region runs from base 98 to 796 and encodes 232 amino acids. Gene Ontology annotation, cellular component: cytoplasm; Z disc. Lineage: Eukaryota; Metazoa; Chordata; Aves; Eurypygiformes; Eurypygidae.